Molecule: messenger RNA, 2185 nt
Organism: Dreissena polymorpha
Lineage: Eukaryota; Metazoa; Mollusca; Bivalvia; Myida; Dreissenidae
Exons: 3
Coding region: 69-923 (284 amino acids)
Biological process (GO): cytidine to uridine editing; DNA cytosine deamination; negative regulation of single stranded viral RNA replication via double stranded DNA intermediate
Cellular component (GO): P-body; nucleus; cytoplasm
Molecular function (GO): RNA binding; cytidine deaminase activity
Source: RefSeq, a predicted model, not a curated record
UUAAAUUAUUACUUGGUGUGGUAAUAGGCUUCAACAACAUGCUGAGUUAACAUUUCUAGAUUUCAAACAUGCCUGUACUGAGUAUAGAGGAGUACAAGAGAAAUUUUGUAAACGUUAACAGAUAUGGCAAAUCUGGGGUGUCUUCUGAUGGCUGGCCUAGACAAACCCUUGUUGUGUACAAAUGCGAAUGGGACAUAGAAUGUGACAGCCAUUUCAACAAAGGCCAGAUACCAUGGUCAGUAAUCAGGAAUGAGGAGGAUUGCCAUGCGGAGACAUAUCUGUUGAAUUCACUGAGGGAGAAACUGAAAACCUAUCAUUCAUUCAGAUACGAAAACUUCCAAAAUAAACCAGACGAAUUCAAGAAGAAUCUCCACACGCAAAAGGACAGUCCAAAAGACAUAAAGCCUGUCGGCUACUUCUUUCUCCACGUAUAUCUGAGUUAUUCCCCCUGUGGUGAGUGCGCAGAUCAGCUGAUAACCUUCGCCAAAGAGUUCCACAUUAAGUUAGACAUCCAGAUCAACAUUUCCUUCGGCACUUUUUACAAGCACACUGAGCCAUCCAACUGGGUCGGUCUGCUAAGACUCCGCAAUUUCAACACAGUCAAUAGAGAUGAGAGCAGAAUUUGCAUGUCCAUACUUAAUGGAGCAGAUAGUUGGGAUAAGUUCUUUCAAGACAUCGAGGUCAAAGGAACUAAAACAUUAUCAAAGUGGAGGGAAAUAGCAACUACAGGUCUGAGACGUGAACGAGAAUCGGAAGACGACAGAAUUUUCAGGAUGCUUGAGGUGCCAAAACCAGUGCCUUUGGGACGAUGUUUUAAUUUCUUUCAAUGUUUCCACAUUCACACACCAUGUAGAUGGAAUCACCAGUGUUUGUGGUGUGAUUAUAUCCAUGAAAUUCCACACCUGUGUGAUAAGUUUGUAUGAUCAUACAUGAGACAAUCACAUGAGUUAAAGGUACACCACAAACAAAGACUCAACCUGGUGAUCUAAGUUUUGACAAAGAUUAAAACAUUUUUGGUCACACAUGAAUUGAGCCUGACUUUAACUAUGCCUAGUAUUGUAAAGAUAUAUGUUCUUGCUAAGUUACACUGAGAUUGAGUUACAAAUGUAGCCUCUUAAGUAAUGACAAUCCUUUUAUAAGGUUUUACCUUGUUUUUGGAUGCAUGUGACCCAAAUUCGAAUUUGUAACAGGGUGGUAUUACCUCCCUAUAUGUUAGGGGAAUUUCCUCCGUUUAAAAUAUUCUUUCUUAGAUUAAUUAUAUUUAUUGUUUAUAAAUAAUAUUGGUGUGAACAAUAAUAUACGUAUUUUCUAAUUGUGUAACUAUUUGAAAUAUAUGUUGUAGUUAAAAAAAGUUUAAAUAUUUUCUUAUAUAAAUUUUAUGUAAUAAUCAGGGAUCAUAUUUUUUUUGGUUUUGUCGGUCCUAGACCAAUUGGCGUCAUGAAAGACCGAUUGAAAAUCCCAAACAGUCAGUCCGAUUCUGUAUGCAAAAAUUCCCAUACACAGUGCCCAUGCUAACCUAAUUACAUUCUUAUCUCGAUUAGGUGUGAUCAACCAAUUGCUGCAGUCUCUAAACCAGUCAGGACCGGUUUAUUGCAUGUCAGACCAAGAAUAAAAAAUUGUGAACAGUGGUUUUAAGACGCGUCAGAAAUUAAUGAGGGUGGUCGAAAAUUUUGCAAACUGUUAAAAUCACAAAACACUUGAAGAGACUUAAGGCCUGUGAUGUACAUAUUGAUCGAUUAUCGGUGUCUUACGGUAUCAAGCACUCGAUAACUAUUGCGUUGUUUUGUUACAUUUCAUAAAUGUAUUGUUAUCACUGUGGACUGUAAUAAAUUUCAUAAUAUCUGAGAUAAAAGUAAAAAACAAUUAUUUGGUUUUGUUAUUGUCUGUAGCCAACCUCCGCACAGACAUUUGUUUGUCUAUAAUAUAACGUUAAUUUUCAGGAUUUCGAAUGUAAUUUUUUUAAUACUUUUUCCCCAUUUAAAUCCAGACCGAUUAAUGUUGCAGGAAAAUAUGAUCCCUGUUAAUAAUGUAAAUUUAGGUCGGCCUUCCCGCUAGUUGGGCAAGGUAAUCAGGUUAAUCCAGAUGAGUAGUUCAAUGUACUGGUAGUACAGCUAUAAAAUACAAGGUUACAUACUCUGAUAUUUAGUAUACUUAUAAGAGUUGAAAUAAAUGAGUUAAAACGACA